This is a messenger RNA of Drosophila gunungcola (fruit fly), 1514 nucleotides long. Its product is annotated as salivary glue protein Sgs-3. Gene Ontology annotation, cellular component: extracellular region. The transcript has a single exon. Lineage: Eukaryota; Metazoa; Arthropoda; Insecta; Diptera; Drosophilidae. The coding region runs from base 50 to 1351 and encodes 433 amino acids. The record is from RefSeq and is a predicted model, not a curated record. Gene Ontology annotation, molecular function: chitin binding.
CCAAGUAACGAGAGGCAAAGCGAAAAAAACGAAACCCUCAACGAGAGAGAUGUUCAAACUAUCGAUGCUCCUGGGCCUGGCCCUCAUCCUGGCACCAUCGGUGAUCCAGGCCAAGUCCCUGUGCGGCCGGAGCGGCUACUUCGCCAUAGUGGACAACACGCCGGACUUCUAUGCCUGCCAGGCCACCGGUUUCGGUGGCUUCUCCAUGCGCUUCCUGCGCUGCCCCGCCGGUCUGGUCUUCAGCUCCGCGUCGGCCCAGUGCAUCGCCAGCCCGAUUUCCACAUUUGAGGCCCGCGACGAUAGCAACAUCGAGAGCCCCACCAUUCCACCCACCACUGAGGCUCCUGUAACCAAGGAGAAUACCGCAACCAAACAACCCGCAAACAGUGAAACCGCCACCAAUGAACCCGCAACCAAUGAACCCGCAACCAAUGAACCCGCAACAAAUGAACCCGCAACAAAUGAACCCGCAACAAAUGAACCCGCAACCAAUGAACCCGCAACCAAUGAACCCGCAACCAAAGAACCCGCAACCAAUGAACCCGCAACCAAUGAACCCGCAACCAAGGAACCCGCAACCAAUGAACCCGCAACCAAUGAACCCGUCACCAAUGAACCCGUCACCAAUGAACCCGCAACCAAUGAACCCGCAACCAAUGAACCCGCAACAAAUGAACCCGCAACAAAUGAACCCGCAACAAAUGAACCCGCAACCAAUGAACCCGCAACCAAUGAACCCGCAACCAAAGAACCCGCAACCAAUGAACCCGCAACCAAUGAACCCGCAACCAAUGAACCCGCAACCAAUGAACCCGUCACCAAUGAACCCGUCACCAAUGAACCCGCAACCAAAGAACCCGCAACCAAUGAACCCGCAACCAAUGAACCCGUCACCAAUGAACCCGCAACCAAUGAACCCGCAACAAAUGAACCCGCAACCAAUGAACCCGCAACCAAUGAACCCGCAACCAAUGAACCCGUCACCAAUGAACCCGUCACCAAUGAACCCGCAACCAAAGAACCCGCAACCAAUGAACCCGCAACCAAUGAACCCGUCACCAAUGAACCCGCAACCAAUGAACCCGCAACUGGUGACAACACAACGGAUGUGCCAGAUACCGGAUCCACCGAGGUGACCAACACCUCCGACGAGUAUUCGGAAACCACUGUGGAAAGUUAUCCUUGCCCCACCAUUGGAUUCUAUCCGUCAAGCAACAGCUGCUCCAGCUACAUCCUCUGCUUUUACAACGAUGAGAAUAAGCUGCAGUCACAUGUCCUUCAGUGUCCUGCAGACAUGGAAUUCGAUCCGUUCAAUAGCUUCUGUUCAGCCCAUUACGAAUGCAAUGCCUAAGCAUAAGGAUGUCCAUGGCAGGCGAGGAUAAAGUGGCUAGAAAGGGAUGGGAAGCAAUAAAACCUGCCACUUUUAUUUACUUCAUAGUUUCCGCAUUUUUUUUUGUAUUUGUGAUUACUUUUUUUUGUUGUUCUGAAGUGAAUAAAUUCUAGUUUAAUUAUUA